This is a messenger RNA of Anopheles stephensi (Asian malaria mosquito), 1833 nucleotides long. Its product is annotated as malectin-A. NCBI's taxonomy places the organism in Eukaryota, Metazoa, Arthropoda, Insecta, Diptera, Culicidae. Gene Ontology annotation, cellular component: membrane. Gene Ontology annotation, molecular function: carbohydrate binding. The record is from RefSeq and is a predicted model, not a curated record. The transcript has 2 exons. The coding region runs from base 428 to 1357 and encodes 309 amino acids.
GUCAAAUUGAUACGUCAAAGCGAAACAGAAGAAGCCAGAGCAUACGAAUUUUAGCAAAGGCUAUUUAUUGUGUUCAAACAUUGCAUAGAAAAACAUUUUCUUACAUUUGAGAAGCCCGAAGGAAGCCCCGACGAGAGCAGUGGUCUUAUUAGGACCAUCUUUAUAAGGUUCGGUACAUACGCAUCGAGUACUCGCUUCACAUUAUGCGAACGUCGCGACACUAUUCUCCAUACCACUGAAAUGCCACGUAAUGUUGCCGGCGAUUAAAAAGUUUUGAAGCGCAUGGUAGCACAGUAAUUUACAUGGCAACUUCAGCAUCGCUGACUCGUGUUGGGGCAAAAAGAUGUUAGGUAGAAAACACACAAUUGCGGAUAAGGAUAAGAUCAAUAGUAAUCCAUCUUUAUAAAACAUCCUGCAUUGCUAAACAAUGGUAAGCCAUCAGCUCGGUACACUCUGGCUCAGCGUGUUGGCAGUACUGUGCGCUGCCAGAACUUCGCUCGGCAGCCCGUUUAAUGUAAUCUAUGCGAUCAAUGCCGGUGGUGAUGCGCAUACCGAUUCCCACGGAAUAUACUACUUGGGUGAUCCGUUAAAGGGGAAGCUAGGCACCGAAUCGGAUUACGGUCGCCAGCUGCUAGCGAUCAAUAGAGUGAACAAGCAUGACGAGAUUCUGUACCAAACGGAACGCUACCAUCACGACACCUUUAGCUACGACAUUCCCGUCUCGGGGGAUGGACAGUACGUGCUCAUACUUAAAUUUUGCGAGGUGUACUUCAACGGGCCGAAUAUGAAAGUGUUCGACGUGCUCCUCGAUCGCCACACGAUCGUAUCGGAGCUAGACAUCUAUGCCUUAGUCGGCAAAGGCACCGCUCACGAUGAGUUGAUAUUCUUUUCCGUUUCGCGGGGACGAUUGUACGUGAAGGAAAAGAAUUCGGAAAUCCGGGGAGGCAAAUUAAAGCUAGAGUUCCUGAAGGGUUACAAAGAUAACCCGAAAAUUAACGCAAUUUUGCUCAUCAAAGACUACAACGAGGCCACCCUGCCUCGUUUGCCACCGUUAAAUAGCGAUCAUCUUGCUGCUAGUGCUAACGGAAUUGACCACGUUGGCGAUCACUACCAUUCGCUACCGUAUUCGUUGUCGGACGACGACGGACCUACCGUCGAAACUGGGGACGACAGCAUCAUGGACGAUUUCCUGACUGCCCCACCGGACGAGUCGGUCAAACCUGCCUCGACAGUGCGUAAAACUAGUGGCCCCAAGCAACCGAAUCCUUACUCGUUGGACGAUUCCUCUAUCAUGUUACCUGUGUUCAUUGCAAUCGGUGCAUUUAUACCGCUGUUGUUUUGUCUGUGUAGGCUGUGAUUUGUUAUACUUUUAUUUAAUUGCGUAGGAACUAGACAAAAAAGGCUCUUAAAGAAUUGUAUAAUUAUUUACCCUUUUUUUUCAAACGGUCACGUGGUACUUGAUGUACUUAAGCGAGAAGCUCAUUCUACCAAUUGAAGCUGUCCAAAAGAAUUCGAAUGCAUCACGUAAUAACAAACAAAAAAAAACGUUCAAAAUUAUUUACGACAGUCGCACAAACAUCCAGACCGUUAUUUUAACUUGCAUAAUUCAACUCAUAAUUCCGUACCAUACGGAUACGGCAUAACUGAGAUGUUUGUCAGUAGUAAAUUCAGGAUACCUUGCACUGCAGUUUCGAAUUGGUGGGUAUUAAAACAAAAAAACUGCAAUUUCUUACUAGUAUUUAUGCAAUGAGUUUCUCCAGCGGUUAGGUCUUCUAAGUUGAUUUGCGUAAACAGCAAUAUUAAUAAACAAAAGCAAACAAACCUUAUCACACA